AUGGCGUCCAACGCGCCAGCGAGAUGCUGCACCCUUGGAAGCUUGUUUGAGGGCAAGCCUGCCGGAAAGCUCAUUAAAAUCGACAACAAAAUCGAUGCCUAUGUCGCCACUCCUCCCGACGGCAAAGCCCACAACGGCUGUGGCAUUCUCUACGUUCCUGAUGUGAUUGGUAUCUGGCAGAACAGCCAGCUGAUGGCGGACCUCUUUGCCGAGCAGGGUUACACCACCGUUGUGCUUGACCUGUUCAAUGGCGACCCAGUCAAGCUGAACAGACCCGACGGCUUCGAUUUCAUGGCCUGGUUGAGCAAGGGCACCGAUGGAAACAACCCCCAUACGGCACCAUAUGUCGACCCCGUCGUCGAGGCUGGCAUCAAGUAUAUCCAGGGGCUGGGCAUCACGAAGCUUGGAGCUGUUGGCUACUGCUUCGGUGCCAAGUCCGUUAUUCGUCACUACAAGGACGGCAUCGACGUUGGCUUCGUUGCUCACCCCUCCUUUGUCGAGGAGGACGAACUCGCUGCUAUCGGCGGUCCCUUGUCUAUUGCGGCUGCAGAGACGGACGACAUCUUCCCUUCCGACAAGCGGCACAAAUCUGAAGAGAUUCUCAAGGCCACCAAGAAACCUUAUCAGAUUAACCUGUAUUCCGGUGUUGAGCAUGGCUUUGCCGUGCGCGGCGACCUCAAGGUCAAGGCGCAAAGAUUUGCCAAGGAGCAGGCGUUCUUGCAGGCCGUGACUUGGUUCGAGAACUAUCUUCUGCAGGAGGAUCAGUGA
Metarhizium album ARSEF 1941 is the source of this 768-nucleotide messenger RNA. RefSeq names its product dienelactone hydrolase. Gene Ontology annotation, molecular function: hydrolase activity. The record is from RefSeq and is a predicted model, not a curated record. The transcript is spliced from 3 exons. NCBI's taxonomy places the organism in Eukaryota, Fungi, Ascomycota, Sordariomycetes, Hypocreales, Clavicipitaceae. The coding region runs from base 1 to 768 and encodes 255 amino acids.